Molecule: messenger RNA, 1133 nt
Organism: Mercenaria mercenaria
Lineage: Eukaryota; Metazoa; Mollusca; Bivalvia; Venerida; Veneridae
Exons: 2
Coding region: 111-866 (251 amino acids)
Molecular function (GO): protein binding
Source: RefSeq, a predicted model, not a curated record
UGUCGUGUUGCGGAUCAUUUAAAUAUUCGCAUUGUGAAUAACUUUUUAUUAAUUAAAAAACGCAUGAGGAUUAAUAUACGCUCUGACACAGACAUUUUCUAUAAACAAAUAUGGCAAGCCAGAUCAAAAAAGUAAAAACUGAGGAGUUGCCUUCAAAACCAUUCACAAACAGUGGUGUUUAUGAUGAUGAAGUAACGCUUGUAUUUGGAGCCAUUGAAGAGAAGAAGUUGUUUGUUCCACGUAGUUUUCUAUGCAUUGCCUCGCCUGUAUUCAAGGCUAUGCUCAAACAUGACUUUAAAGAAAAGAAGAAGAAAAGUAUAAAGAUGAUCGGGAAAAAAUACGAUGAUUUUCUUGAUUUUCUUUUGUGUAUUCAUCCGGGAAUUCAGAAACCAGUGGAAGUUUCGAAUGUUCUUUGCAUUGUUUCCUUUGCGGAAGAAUACCAAGUAACUCCGAUGGUGGAGAAAUGCAAGAUCGUCAUGAAUUCAAUACUAUCAAAGGCUGAAGAAAAAGAAGAAGGAUCAUAUGGCAGAAGUAGAAUUCUGUAUCAGUUGGGAUCAGUAAGAAAUUGCUUCUACGUGUUGAAGUCUGCCGAUACUCUAAACUAUACAGAUGUCGUUAAUCUAGCUGUGAAAACGAUCGCGAGAUUUGGACAUUGCUGUUACACUGAUGAGGAGGAUAUCAAUGUUGAACGUAAAUUUUGCUUGAGUAACCAGAAUUUACAGACGACAUAUGGUCAGGGAAGCAAACAAACGUAUGGAGAUGUUCGUAAAGAAUGCGUUUCUAUGUUAAAAAAACUCUCAUUAGAGCUGCGUUGUAGAAUUUUAUCUACAAGACUGACGCUCGUUAACGUCGAUAGUUUUAAAUGAUAAGGAUAACAUAAGUAUGCACGAUCACCACCAUCAUCAUCAUCUUCAGUAAGCGUCUCAAUCUAGAGCGAUUUGAGUAUACUAGCGACUUGAUGUUGCAUAAGACUGACUAAUUGUUGUUAUUUUAUUUUGUACUGUUACAGGUAGUCAAUCACAUUUAAGCAACAUUAUAUGACGUUUUUCAUUUAUGAUGUAUUAUGUUAGAGAUUUAGUCAAGGAACGAAAUGACCCAUUUCAUUGAGUUAGAUCCCUAUAAGAAAUACAUGU